GCACAGAACGUUGUCGUUUUGGGAUAAUCCUUAUCUCUUGGGGCAACCAAUUAUUGAUUUUUUUUUCUUUCUUCAACUUUCCUCAUUCGUUCUCUUCUUGAAGAUAUUUUUCCAUUUUCUCGAAUCUUCUUCUUCCUAGAUUCCAGCGACUUAAUAACAACAACAACAACAACAUAUUCUCUUCUGGGUAGAAAAGAUUCGAAUUUCUUUUUUUGUGAUCAGAGAUGGAUCGAGCUCCAGUGACAACAGGACCUAUGGAUAUGCCGAUUAUGCACGACAGUGAUCGAUAUGACUUCGUUAAGGAUAUUGGUUCUGGUAAUUUUGGUGUUGCUCGUCUUAUGAGAGAUAAACUCACUAAAGAGCUUGUUGCUGUCAAGUACAUCGAGAGAGGAGACAAGAUUGAUGAGAAUGUUCAAAGGGAAAUUAUUAACCACAGGUCAUUAAGGCAUCCUAAUAUUGUCAGAUUUAAAGAGGUCAUUUUGACACCGACUCAUCUGGCUAUCAUAAUGGAAUAUGCUUCUGGCGGUGAACUUUACGAGCGGAUUUGCAAUGCAGGACGGUUUAAUGAAGAUGAGGCUCGGUUCUUCUUUCAGCAGCUUAUAUCUGGAGUCAGUUAUUGUCAUGCAAUGCAAAUUUGCCAUCGCGACCUAAAGCUUGAGAAUACAUUGUUGGAUGGGAGUCCUGCUCCUCGAUUAAAAAUUUGUGAUUUUGGAUAUUCAAAGUCUUCUGUUCUUCAUUCACAACCAAAGUCAACUGUCGGUACUCCUGCAUACAUCGCUCCAGAGGUUCUGCUUCGUCAGGAAUAUGAUGGCAAGAUUGCUGAUGUGUGGUCAUGUGGUGUGACCUUAUAUGUCAUGUUGGUUGGAGCUUAUCCGUUCGAAGAUCCAGAUGAGCCCAGAGACUAUCGGAAAACAAUACAGAGAAUCCUUAGCGUUAAAUACUCGAUCCCUGAUGACAUACGGAUAUCACCUGACUGCUGUCAUCUAAUUUCAAGAAUCUUUGUGGCUGAUCCCGCUACCAGAAUUAGCAUUCCAGAGAUCAAAACCCACAAUUGGUUCUUGAAGAAUCUCCCAGCUGAUCUAAUGAACGAGAGCAACACAGGAAGCCAGUUUCAGGAGCCUGAACAACCAAUGCAGAGCCUUGACACAAUCAUGCAAAUCAUCUCUGAAGCCACGAUUCCCGCUGUUCGAAACCGUUGCCUAGAUGAUUUCAUGACAGACAAUCUUGAUCUUGACGAUGACAUGGAUGACUUUGAUUCUGAAUCUGAAAUCGACAUUGACAGUAGCGGAGAGAUAGUUUACGCUCUCUAAUAAAAAAAAACUUUUUUAAUGACCAAAACACUUCUCUAUCUGUUCUAAGACCAGUGUUCUGAUCCUCUGGUUUCAAUUUCUACCAUUUUUGUAUUGUCUCUGUUUGUUUCUUGCAUACCUAUAUAUGUAAUGUAAAAUAUCAUAUCUGUGUAUA
This is a messenger RNA of Arabidopsis lyrata subsp. lyrata, 1464 nucleotides long. Its product is annotated as serine/threonine-protein kinase SRK2I. NCBI's taxonomy places the organism in Eukaryota, Viridiplantae, Streptophyta, Magnoliopsida, Brassicales, Brassicaceae. Gene Ontology annotation, cellular component: nucleus. Gene Ontology annotation, biological process: intracellular signal transduction; protein phosphorylation. The transcript has 9 exons. The coding region runs from base 225 to 1310 and encodes 361 amino acids. Gene Ontology annotation, molecular function: ATP binding; protein serine/threonine kinase activity. The record is from RefSeq and is a predicted model, not a curated record.